Molecule: messenger RNA, 987 nt
Organism: Phyllotreta striolata
Lineage: Eukaryota; Metazoa; Arthropoda; Insecta; Coleoptera; Chrysomelidae
Source: the annotation of a GenBank genome assembly
AUGAAUCUGGGCGGUACGAUACGUUUGAAUAAAUACGGUUUAUUCGCGAUACUCUGCUUAUUCCUCAUUUAUUCCCUUCACUUUAUAUCCAAGAGGACGAAUAAAUCCACAGAGAGCGACGUAAAUGACAUAAAUAAAAUAAAUAUUCGCACUAUAUUGAGCGUGGCGAUAAAAGCAGCCGAAAAUGGCGGUAAGAAAGUCGUAGAGCACAAAGAUAAUAUGAACAUCAAAAGCAAAGGGAAAACCAAAGAAGGCCUACGAGACAGUGUAACCAAUGCGGAUAUAUCCUCUCAUUGUUCCAUGACACAAACUGUGAAACAUUUCUUUCCUGAUAUAAAAUUAAUAUCCGAAGAAUCUACAGUAAAAUGCAAUGAUGAAUAUCCCGAGUACGAUACUGUAGAUUAUGUUCCGAUUAAUAAGGAAGAAUUUGUUAAUAAAGAUGAUGUUACUGUUUGGAUAGAUCCUUUAGAUGCUACGUAUGAAUAUACAGAAAAGUUAUAUCAAUACGUUACUACUAUGGUUUGUGUGGCGAUUAAAGGUAAACCCGUUAUCGGAGUUAUACAUAAGCCCUUUGAGAAAGUUACGUCUUGGGCAUGGGUUGGAGUUGGUCUUUCAAAAGAUUUGUCUUUUCCAGAAAACCGUAUUGAUAAUGAUCUCAAAGUAAUAGUAUCCCUGUCGCAUAAGGGGGAUGUCGAAAAGGCGCUUGAAAAGAAAUUCGGAAAUAACGUUAACGUUAUAUCUGCAGCUGGGGCUGGGUACAAAGCCUUGGAAGUGGCUAAAAAGCACGCGGAUGCGUAUUUGCACGUAACAAAUAUUAAAAAGUGGGAUCUUUGUGCGGGAGAUGCUGUAUUGAAUGCCUUGGGUGGUAAAAUGUUAGAUAAAUUCGGUGAAGAAUUGAAUUACAGUAGUGAUGCUAAGGUUAUUAACGAGAACGGUCUGGUAGCUGCGCUAGCAAAGCAUAAUGAAUUCUUAGAUGUUCUAAAAUGA